UAUUAUCUGCUAUUGGAUAAUAGAAGGUUGGUGUCUUUUGGUCGUUUUGUUAUUGAUGGUAGUGAAGCAACCCUUUUGUUUGUACGAAUUGACUCUAUAUAAAAGCAAUACUAAAUGUGCAAAAACACCUCUGGUUGAACUUCGAAAACGACAGAUUGCAACUAAUAUUGAAAUGACUACUUUCUUGCCGUCCUCUUCAUCAACAAUCAAGAUAUCAGGAUGUGAACCAGAAAUGGAACAAACUCUCAAGGAUGCACCCAAUAUGCAAGCAAAGUGCACUUCCAACAAUGGUUAUACGUCUUAUUUGAAUUCCUGCUGGUCUUACUACAUUCUCUUCUCUGCCUGCAUCUACGACUAUCAACAACAACGACAAUCGAAUACAAUUUCUUGAAAUGCACCCACAGGUUGGAAGAGCACUUCGUUUUAUUUUAUCUUAUAUAUGUAUAUUAUUUUACUCAUGAUUAGUAUAUUAUUUCAAUAAAAUGCUGUAUAGCAAACUUUUUUAUUAUUCAAUCAUUC
Halteromyces radiatus is the source of this 519-nucleotide messenger RNA. RefSeq lists its product as uncharacterized. Bases 56 to 391 code for a protein of 111 amino acids. The transcript has 4 exons. The record is from RefSeq and is a predicted model, not a curated record. Lineage: Eukaryota; Fungi; Mucoromycota; Mucoromycetes; Mucorales; Cunninghamellaceae.